Molecule: messenger RNA, 1599 nt
Organism: Exophiala bonariae
Lineage: Eukaryota; Fungi; Ascomycota; Eurotiomycetes; Chaetothyriales; Herpotrichiellaceae
Exons: 1
Coding region: 1-1599 (532 amino acids)
Biological process (GO): regulation of DNA-templated transcription
Molecular function (GO): DNA-binding transcription factor activity
Source: RefSeq, a predicted model, not a curated record
AUGUCACAACCCCCUUCAGCAGGCCUACCGACGACGACGUCCCCAGCGACCACCGGUACACAUUACCCAUUUUCCUAUGUAUCCGGGGCGAGCGCAAGUUCUUCGAGACCGAGUACGGCCAGCGCUGCUCGGACGGACCCUCAUGGCGGUCAGAGUGGCCCCCCUUCAGCAAGGCUCUUGAUAGAGUCUAGUACAGCAGCGGUGGCUGGCCGCCGAUACUCCGCCGAAUCAACAGCGCAGACUCCUUCUCGGGCAUUUGGUGUACAAAGCAUCCUCAAUCCUCAAGCAGACUAUGAAGACAGAGACUCUGGACACAUCAGAUUACCCCCACCGCUUCCUAUGACUGCCAGUACACGUGAGACUUUACCUGCUCCUGCCGAGUCUCCUCGAAGCCGUAAGCGGACAGACCCCAGGUCUCCUGUCCGAGAUCAUGACUAUCCUUCUUCUGCUCGUGCUGGAAGACGAGUCCUAACCCCAAAGUCCCCUGCCAUUCGUGCUGCAAGUCUAGGAGCAAGAAGAAAUCCUUCUUUCCAUUCUACUAUUCAACCUCUUCAAAAUAUUUCUGGACCUGGAGGACGCACAUAUACUGCCGAACCUGGUCUAUAUCGAUCUUCUGAGAUACCACCUCUUCCACCACUAUCAAUUGCCACAGGUACCCACCCAGCUCACUAUGGUUCUCUGGACUCUAGGCAGUCACGAUCUGCACAUCCCAUAGAAACACCUCGAACAGAAACAAUAGUCACUCCACAGACUGAGCAUUCGGUCAGUAGUCAGACGUCAUAUAGACGACUUGAUCAAUCCCCACCACUUUACCGUUAUGGCCACGGAGGGUCGGCAACCCAUUCUUCAGGUCCGUUGAGAGUACUACCUGCUGCGGGUUCGGGCUAUGGUCAGGAAACUCACGUUCAUGGCCCCCACGAAGGUUACCAGAUGGGCCAAUCGUCGCUGAACAUGCGAUUGUCCACAGAUCAGGGUCCUAUGGUGCUGCCUGUGGAAGUGGACACGCAGCAAGCAUCAAAGGUGGCUGAUGAGAAGCGCAAGCGUAAUGCAGGUGCCUCUGCGCGAUUUCGGGCUAGGAGGAAGGAGAAGGAGAAGGAAGCAUCGACCACCAUAUCCGGCCUGCAAGGGGAACUUCGAGAUCUGAUUGAGGAGCGCGAUUUCUAUCUUAACGAGAGAAACUAUUUCCGCGAUCUCGCCAGCAAUUAUAUUCCGCCUUCUCAAUUCCCAGCACGCCCUCAAUCACCACAACAUACACAGCUGAACACCGGGGCACCAUCUUCAACUUCAGACAAUCCUCCAUUAUCUGAUGAGAUCUACCAUGAACGUUCCGAGUCCGGAUCGGCGGCUCAACGGCGUCGAACUGGAGACUAUCACCCAACAUUUGCGACCCAGCAACGACAGUCUCCACCCGCGUCCGGUUAUCGCAGCGGAUUUCCAUCUGCUCCGCCCAACCCCCUUCCACCACCUUCAUCGACUGCUUACGGAACACCGAGGACACUCCCACCCGGACCACCGCUAGGCCCAGCCAUUACAAGGUCACAAUCGUAUGAUCCGCUUGGAAGAGAGUUGUACGACAAGAACUGGAGUUCAGGUCGAUAA